AUGGCUGACCUACCGAAGGAUCGAGUGCAGGAUUCGCCUGCAUUCAGCGUCACUGGAAUCGAUUACUGUGGUCCCUUCUAUUACAAGCCAGAUGGCCGCACUCGAACGCCUACAAAAUGCUACAUCAGCGUCUUCAUCUGUUUUGCAACAAAGGCCGUUUGGUUGGAAUUAGUGAAGGACCUCACAACUGCUGGAUUUUUGAGUGCCCUCAAACGCUUCGUUGCCACGCGCGGCAUACCCCGAUGCAUUUGGUCGGACAAUGCCACCAAUUUUGUGGGCGCAAGGAACGAGUUGGAGAACCUUCGGCGGCUGUUUAUGAGCGAGAAGCAUCGUGAUGCAGUUCAUAAUCAUUGCAUCAACAAUGGCUUCAAUUGGAAGUUUAUCCCGCCUCGCUCACCCCACUUCGGGGGCUUGUGGGAGGCAGCAGUGAAGAUGGCCAAGCAGCAUUUAUAUCGCUCCCUGGGAUCGUCACUCUUUGGUUUUGACGAGCUGCGGACAUUGGUCUGCCAAAUCCAGGCUAUCUUUUGGAAGCGUUGGAGUGAGGAGUAUUUGACUCUGCUACAACAACGUGCCAAAUGGCGCACACCGCAGCCAUCGAUCCAAGUCAACGACAUCGUCUGUAUAAAGGACGAAAACUUGCCGCCGUUGAAGUGGCCAUUAGCACGGGUGAUCGACAUCAUCGCUGGAGCUGAUGGCACUGUGCGAGUUGCCGUCCUGAGAACACCGUCUGGAACCACUCGUCGAGCUGUCAAUAAGCUCUGCGUCCUACCCGUUGAGGAUCCUGUUAAAAGCCCUGGUCUUUCAACGGGGGGGAGUAUGUUCGGAGCAGCAGCCGUUAAUAGUUCUUAA
Messenger RNA from Drosophila obscura, 849 nucleotides. RefSeq lists its product as uncharacterized. NCBI's taxonomy places the organism in Eukaryota, Metazoa, Arthropoda, Insecta, Diptera, Drosophilidae. Gene Ontology annotation, biological process: DNA integration. The record is from RefSeq and is a predicted model, not a curated record. The transcript has 2 exons. Bases 1 to 849 code for a protein of 282 amino acids. Gene Ontology annotation, molecular function: nucleic acid binding.